Camelina sativa (false flax) is the source of this 1647-nucleotide messenger RNA. The record is from RefSeq and is a predicted model, not a curated record. NCBI's taxonomy places the organism in Eukaryota, Viridiplantae, Streptophyta, Magnoliopsida, Brassicales, Brassicaceae.
CAUAUUUAUCCAUCAAUUACAUUUUUACGAAGACAAUUUGGCGAAGGUGCACCACCGAUUUUUUUUCACUUUUUGAAAAAGGGUUUAAGUGAAAAAGAAAGUUUUUUUUUUCCCCCGCAAAAGCAAAAAGCAUGUAAAGCUGUCACAACACAGGAAUAUCAAAGCCUAACAAGAAAAUUUUUAUAAAGAAAAAAAGAAGAAUAAUUUUAUAAAUCCAGACAUAAAAAGCUGAACCCUUCCCAUUAAGAAAGAGAUCGAUCCAAAAAAACAAACCCAAAGAAAAACAAAAGCAAAAGAAAAGGUAUGAUCAAAGGAAGCAAUGGAAACAGAGGAUCUUCUUCUUCUGGUUACUCUGCAGAUUUGUUGGUUUGUUUCCCUUCCAGAGCCCACCUAGCUCUUACUCCUAAGCCCAUUUGUAGCCCAUCUCGUCCUUCCGACUCCUCCACUAACCGUCGUCCCCACCACCGUCGCCAGCUAAGUAAACUCUCCGGCGGCGGUGGAGGAGGAGGACAUGGGAGUCCUGCUUUGUGGGCUAAACAAGCGAGCAGUAAGAAUAUGGGAGGCAACGAAAUAGCUGAACCUACAUCGCCUAAAGUCACUUGCGCCGGUCAGAUCAAAGUCCGGCCGAGCAAAUGCGGCGGAGGAAAAGGAAAGAAUUGGCAAUCGGUGAUGGAAGAGAUCGAGAGGAUACAUGAUAGUAGAUCGCAAAGCAAGUUUUUAGGGUUGAAGAAAGAUGUGAUGGGUUUCUUGACUUGUCUCAGAAACAUCAGAUUCGACUUCAGGUGUUUUGGUGAUUUCCGACAUGCUGAUGUCACAAGCGACGACGAAGAAGACGAAGAUGAUGAUGAAGAUGAGGAUGAAGAAGGAGAACAAGAAGAAGAGAACUCAAAGAAUGUUUUCUCCAAAUGGUUUAUGGUUUUACAAGAGGAACAGAGCAACAACGACGACGACAAGAACAACAAGUGUGACGCCGUAGAUGGUGAUGAGAAGAAACGCGAUCUUGAAAACUCAGACGCAGAACCGGCGGUUCCGCCGCCAAACGCGCUGUUGCUGAUGCGGUGUAGAUCAGCUCCAGCGAAGAGUUGGUUAGAAGAGAGAAUGAAAGCAAAAACAGAGCAAGAUAACAGAGAAGAAGAAGAAGAAGAAGAAGAAGAAGAAACAGAGGAUAAAGAAAUGAAUACGAAGAAGACGAAGAAGGAUUUGAGAUCACUAAUGGAGGAAGAGAAGAUGGAACUGGUGUUGAUGAGAUACGAUACUGAGUUUUACAGACUCUCUUCAGACAUCGCUAAGGAAACUUGGGUUGUCGGCGGGAUUCAGGAUCCUCUGUCUCGGAGUCGAAGCUGGAAAAGCUGAUUUUUUUUACGUAUCCACCGUUACUCAUCAUUAAUCAUCGUAUUUUAAAAUCUAAUUAAGCGUUUUUUAUAAUCCUAUCAUUUUUGAUUAUCUGUUAAUUAGUUUUGAUACUGUUUUUUUUUUUUUUUUGGUUUCUUGAGUUUCCAUGGUUCCUCUGUUUUGUAUCUCAAAAGGUUUUUUUGUUUGUUUACCUUCUUUGUUUCGUGUGUUUCAUCACAACGUUUGUAAUGUAAUGCAAAUAUGUACAGGCUUUUAUAUGUUACACGAAGUUGCUUAAUAUAUCAUUUUAUUGUA